CAUUAUCGCUAUUUAUAGUUGCGUAUGGGUAUCCAGCCAUUACCAUUUGGAGCUCUGAUUCCAGCUUCAAUGGAGACAUUGUCCAACUCGGAGUCCUGCAAUGGAGAGAGCAAAGUUUAUGCUGUCAUUCUUGAUUUGGAUGGAACCCUUUUGGAUACAGAGAGUGCUACAAAGGGUGUUCUGAAAGAAUUUUUGGCCAAGUAUGGGAAAGAACUGGACAAGGAAAGGGAAGAAAGUAAGAGGUUGGGGAUGACUCUGCAGGACUCGGCAGUUGCCAUUGUUAAGGAUUAUGGUCUGCCUCUAACACCUGACCAAUUCAUCCAUGAAAUCAUGCCCAUGUAUCGUCACAGGUGGUCACAUGCUAGAGCUUUACCAGGUGCUAAUCGUCUUAUCAAACAUCUGUGGAAAAAUGGAGUGCCAAUUGCUCUUGCUUCGAACUCCUCCACAGAAAAUAUAGAUGCCAAAAUCUCUCAUCAACAAGGUUGGAAAUAUUAUUUUUCAACAAUUCUUGGAAGUAACCAGGUCAAAUCGGGGAAGCCUUCUCCAGAUAUAUUCAUCGAGGCUGCAAGGAGAAUGGGUGUAGAUGCUGCAAAGUGCCUGGUGAUUGAAGACUCACUGGUUGGUGUUAAAGCUGCUAAGGCUGCCAAAAUGAAGGUAGUGGCUGUUCCAUCUCAAAGUGAAGCUGAUUGUUCUUUGUUGGCAGAUAGCGUCCUUCAUUCACUUCUAGAGUUUCAGCCGGAGAUAUGGGGUCUUCCACCAUUUGAUGAUUGGGUUGAUAGUGCACUGCCAAUUGAACCAAUUUACUUGAGCAUUUUAUAUAAAAAUGGUUCAAUCAGUGAAGUCACAGGUACAAUGGCAGGUGGUGGCGAAUCAGGUCUUCCUUGCCAAGUUUCUGGGCUAUACUUUGGUUGGACUCAAAGUGGCGUGCAUGGGAUCUUAAAGGUUCUGGUUGGUAUUGGAGGGGAUCACUGUUCAUGUAGUGCUAAGAGGAAUAUUCAAAUAUGCACAAUUGAUGAGAAAAACGAUGACGUUUGUGAUGAGCAAAUGCAAUUGGUACUUGUUGGCUACAUCCGGAAAUUGGAUAGCAAGGAAGUAGAUGAAGAGGACAUGUCUAUUGCAAGCUGUUCAUUGGAUAAGCCCAUCUUCAUCAACCUUCUUCCAUGUGUUCUUCCUGCCUUAUAAAAGAAUACUUGACAAAAGUGAAUAAUCCUGCUUGUGCUAUACAUUUUAAUUAUACAAUUAUAAUCAAUAAUUUAAAGGAGAAUCACUAUUUCGUAUUUUAUUAUAAUGUAUUAUAUUUCUCUGAA
Molecule: messenger RNA, 1307 nt
Organism: Jatropha curcas
Lineage: Eukaryota; Viridiplantae; Streptophyta; Magnoliopsida; Malpighiales; Euphorbiaceae
Product: bifunctional riboflavin kinase/FMN phosphatase
Biological process (GO): glycerol biosynthetic process; riboflavin biosynthetic process
Molecular function (GO): riboflavin kinase activity; sn-glycerol 3-phosphatase activity
Source: RefSeq, a predicted model, not a curated record